AUGGGCGCGCUCCGGCACAAGGACCCCUUAUUCUGUACGCAAGGGGCCCUAGCACAGCUCUUCUUUUGGCGCUGGCACGUCGCCGGCGAACCGCCCCCGUCCUUCCGGCGCCGUCAGGACUGGUAUCGGAUCAAGGUCCUCGUCGGGCGGGACCGCGAGCAGGAGCUCUCGUACCCGACGCAGCUACAAGAGACCUGGCGUAUCUUCGGCGCUGCCGGCCUUAUCGCGUCGAAGAAGACGCACCUCCCGCGCAGGGUGGGCGCCCAGGACGCGGAGACCCAUGGCACGUCGCUCGCCCAGAUCUCGCAGGCCGGCCGCUGGAACCAGAGCGUGCUCUGCCAGGCAUAUCUUACGCACCUACCGCGGCAGUUCAUGCGUAUCGUCGCCGGCUUCUCGGCCUCCCGGGGACUACUUCCUCGCGCGUGCGGCUCACGAACCCCGACCUGGCCGUCCUACAGCUCCGCUACCCGUCGCUACCGUUCUUCGCCUACGCCCUUUAGCGGGCCCGAGUGGGACGAGUUCGCCGUCGCCGUGCGGUCCACCGCGGUAGGGGCUAUGGAGCCGAAUAGUCAGCGGCUCGCCAUCCGGCUUGAGGCCCGGCUGGACGGGAUUCAGGGCGGCCUCGAUGCCCUCCUCCAAGGCAAGGUCCCUAUCACCUUUACCGGUUACUUCGGAGCCGGAGCCUCUGGUACCAGGCAUGCCUAUCGUCACAGCCCUGGCAAGGGUCUUUACGGUGGGGACGUCUGGAAGGAGUGGGAGGAAGGAGUGCAGUUCUGUCGCCGGAAGGUGAUCUGGGACGAGCUGUUGGCCCGUAUGGCGUCCGGCAAAUGCAAGGAGGCGGCCGUUGCAGAGCUAGAGCUGUUACGCGCCGGCCGAAGCUUGAACCGACUCGUCGACGAACUCAAACAGCGCCGACGGCGGGGCCAGGAUCGGGGCCAGGGCCAGGGCCAGAUACGGGUCCAACUCGAGGUCAGGGCCGUCGGGGGAGGACCCGGCUGGGAAAGCGGACCGCCCUCGUCGACGUAA
Messenger RNA from Hirsutella rhossiliensis, 1026 nucleotides. Its product is annotated as centromere DNA-binding protein complex CBF3 subunit. The record is from RefSeq and is a predicted model, not a curated record. Gene Ontology annotation, molecular function: DNA binding. NCBI's taxonomy places the organism in Eukaryota, Fungi, Ascomycota, Sordariomycetes, Hypocreales, Ophiocordycipitaceae. The transcript has 6 exons. The coding region runs from base 1 to 1026 and encodes 341 amino acids.